Molecule: messenger RNA, 2505 nt
Organism: Diospyros lotus (date-plum)
Lineage: Eukaryota; Viridiplantae; Streptophyta; Magnoliopsida; Ericales; Ebenaceae
Product: F-box/LRR-repeat protein 4
Exons: 8
Coding region: 183-2072 (629 amino acids)
Biological process (GO): SCF-dependent proteasomal ubiquitin-dependent protein catabolic process
Cellular component (GO): SCF ubiquitin ligase complex
Molecular function (GO): protein binding
Source: RefSeq, a predicted model, not a curated record
CCGAGGGCAAGAAAGAAAGAAAAAGCGGGCCCCAACCGCGAAACCGCUCCGCCGAGUACAGAGCGAUGGCCUGAAAUUACAGAAACGUCCUCCUCCUCCUCCUCCUCAUCAUCAUCCCACCAAUUCGGCCAGCCAUUAAUAAUUAUUCUCACAAGCUUCUCCAAUUUCUCCCCCAUACGUGUAUGAAUUUGCAUGCGCAUAUACAUACGGAUAUCAUACAGACAUACACACUCUUCGUUGCGAAGAUGAGAGGCCGCGAUUACAUCAACCCCGCCCUGCCGGACGAGUUGAUCCUCGAGAUCUUCCGGCUGCUCGACUCCAAGACGAGGCGCGAUGCAUGCUCGCUCGUCUGCAAGCGCUGGCUUAACCUCGAGCGCCUCAGCCGUGACACCAUCCGAGUCGGCGCCUCCAGCCACCCCGACUUGCAGAUCAAGCUGCUUGCCCGCCGCUUCGUUAAUAUCCGGAACGUCUACGUCGACGAGCGGCUCUCUAUUUCCCUUCCCGUUCAAUUCGGAAGAAGAAGACGUGGUGGUGAUCCUUUUGUACCAACAUCUCUCAACCUUCCAUAUGCGAUGGAGAAGAGUGAGUCUGAAGGUGGUGAAACAGGAUCAUACUGUUUAUCUGAUGCUGGUCUGGCUGCUAUAGGAGACUGCUUUACAAGUCUGGAGAAAUUGAGCCUUAUCUGGUGCUCAAAUGUGACUAGUGCAGGGUUACAAUCUAUAGCCAAGAAGUGUAGUUCCUUGAGAUCUUUGGAUUUGCAGGGUUGCUAUAUUGGAGACCAAGGUAUAGGUGCUCUGGGGAAGUGCUGUACGCAACUUCAAGAUCUUAACUUGCGUUUUUGUGAAGGCCUGACAGAUGCAGGGUUGAUUGAGUUAGCAGUUGGUUGUGGGAAAACCCUAAAAUCUCUUGGACUUGCAGCUUGUGCAAAAAUAAGUGAUAUAUCUUUGGAUGCUGUAGGAUCUCAUUGCAAAUCUCUUGAGACAUUGUCAUUGGAUUCAGAGUUCAUACAUAACACAGGGGUCCUUGCAGUGGCAAAAGGAUGCCGUCUUCUGAAAGUUCUGAAGUUACAAUGCAUCAAUGUUACAGAUGAAGCACUGCAAGCUGUUGGCAUAUUCUGUUCAUCAUUGGAGUUGUUGGCUCUUUUCAAUUUCCGAAGGUUUACUGACGAGAGUCUGUGUGCUAUUGGAAAAGGGUGUAAGAAGCUAAAGAGUCUCACUUUGAGUGAUUGCUAUUUCUUAAGUGACACGGGUUUGGAAGCAGUUGCAACUGGUUGCUCUGAACUUGUGCAUCUUGAAGUCAAUGGAUGCCACAAUAUUGGUACAAGUGGAUUGGAGUUCGUCGGAAGAUCUUGCAAAUGCCUUUCAGAGUUAGCUUUGCUAUACUGCCAGAAGAUAGGUAACCAUGCUCUUUCUGAGAUAGGAAAAGGCUGCAAACACUUGCAAGCUCUUCACUUAGUAGAUUGCUCAAGCAUUGGGGAUGAUGCCAUCUGCAGCAUAGCUGCAGGAUGCAAGAACUUGAAGAAACUUCACAUUCGACGAUGUUAUGAGGUUGGGAACAAGGGAAUCAUAGCCGUUGGUGAGAAUUGUCAAUUCCUUACGGAGCUUAGCCUUCGGUUUUGUGAUCGGGUAGGGGAUGAGGCACUAAUAGCUGUUGCUCAAGGUUGCCCCUUGCAACAUUUAAAUGUUAGUGGCUGCCACCAAAUAGGGGAUGCGGGGAUAAUAGCAAUUGCAAGAGGCUGUCCUCAACUUACUUACCUAGAUGUAAGCGUGCUUCAGCAUUUAAGGGAUACGGCUAUGGCAGAGUUAGGGGAUGGCUGUCCUUUACUCAAGGAUGUGGUGAUAUCUCACUGCCGCCAGAUAACAGAUGUCGGACUAGGCCAUCUUGUGAAGAAGUGCACCUUGCUUGAAUCCUGCCAAAUGGUCUACUGUCCUGGUAUCACUGCUGCCGGGGUAGCCACUGUGAUAUCUUGCUGCACCAAGAUAAAGAAGGUCAUGGUUGAGAAGUGGAAGGUUAGCCAGAGGACCAAGAGGAGGGCUGGCUCCGUCAUCUCCUACCUCUGUGUUGACCUAUAGACACCAGAUUCCCUGGUAACAAAGACGAGGAAAGAAGAAAAAAGAAAAGAAGUAAUUUCUGAUCCGUGCACUGCUCAUCCCCCCUCAUUCAUCAAGCUCUAUCAAGUGCGACAACUGAGGCUUGAUCUUGCGCUUGCAUGCAUGGGGAUAAGCAAGCCUGUUACCUCUGCUGAAUCUCAAUACUUUCUGUCUAUAAGUGCUCUUUUUAAGUUCAAUUUUGUAAUAAAGGUUUCAAUAUACAGGAUGAGGAUGUAGAUGCAACUUGCUUAGAUAAACCCAAGGGAUUUGUUGGUCUGCUUUUACAACGGUCUUGUAACUUCUCAUUCCCUAUGUUUUUUUAUUCUGCCUGGGGAGUCUGGGUUUUCAGUUGUUGCAAGCAACAAGUUAAAAGUUAAUUUAGUUUACAAAUGUUUCUUUUUAUGUAUAUAUAUAU